This is a messenger RNA of Didymella exigua CBS 183.55, 3447 nucleotides long. RefSeq lists its product as uncharacterized. Gene Ontology annotation, molecular function: ATP binding; ATP hydrolysis activity; DNA binding. Gene Ontology annotation, biological process: sister chromatid cohesion. The coding region runs from base 1 to 3447 and encodes 1148 amino acids. The record is from RefSeq and is a predicted model, not a curated record. The transcript has 2 exons. Lineage: Eukaryota; Fungi; Ascomycota; Dothideomycetes; Pleosporales; Didymellaceae. Gene Ontology annotation, cellular component: cohesin complex; chromosome; nucleus.
AUGUCACUGUGGAGCCCUGCUGCGCUCGGGUCGUGCAUCUGCUGUGCGCUAGCUACGGCGGGCCGCCUGCGCGCUGCGAGACGCGUACCAAGUACACAGACGCGAACUCGAGCUCCGACGACGCGCACUCGAGCUCCGACGCGCACUCGAGCUCCGACGCGCACUCGAGCUCCGACGCGCACUCGAGCUCCGACGCGCACUCGAGCUCCGACGACGCGCUGGACCGCCCCGCGACAGCUGCCACCACAAUCCACCCAGCGCCCGGCUGCCACCGCAAUUCACCCAGCGCCCGGCUGCCCAGCUCUCGCGCAAUCCGGCCGCCAUCAUGGGGAAGCUCGUGCGCCUCGAGGUCUACAGUACGAGGCCCCCGCGCGCCACGGCUUGCAUGCACACUCGCUGACCCGCGCAGACUUCAAGUCCUACCGUGGACGCCACACGCUGCUGUUCGCCGACUCGUACUUCACCUCGAUCAUCGGCCCCAAUGGCUCCGGCAAGUCCAACAGCAUGGACGCCAUCUCCUUUGUGCUGGGCGUGCGCUCGUCCCAGCUGCGCUCCGACAAGCUGCAGGACCUGGUCUACCGCGGCCGCCUCAUCCGCGACGCCACCAUCAACGCCGACGGCACCGCCACAGCCACCGCCGACUCCAACGCCGACUCCAACGCCGACUCCAACGCCGACUCGAACGCCGACACCCAGGCGGACAACGCCCGGACCGACAACCAUCAGACGGACAACCACCAGACGGACAACCCCCAGACGGCCUGGGUCAAGGCCGUCUACGAAGACGAUGCCGACCAGGAGCACGAGUGGCAGCGCUCCAUCACGGCCUCCGGCGCCAGCGAGUACCGCAUCAACCGGCGCCACGUCAGCGCCAACGAGUACAACGCGGCGCUGGAGGAGCACAGCAUCCUGGUCAAGGCCAGGAACUUCUUGGUCUUCCAGGGCGACGUCGAGAAGAUUGCGACCAUGGCCCCCGACAAGCUCACCGAGCAGGUCGAGCGCAUCUCGGGCUCGCUCGAGCACAAGCCCGACUACGACAGGCUCAAGGCGGAGGCGGAGGCUGCGACCGAGGACAAUGCAAAGUUCCUGCACGAGCGCCGCGCCAUUAACGGCGAGCUCAAGACGUACCAGGAGCAAAAGGCCGAGGCCGACGAGUACGAGCGCAAGCUCGCCGAGCGCGACCAAGUCGUCGUCACCAAGACGCUGUGGAAGCUGUACCUGUACCAGCAGACCAUGGACAAGUCGCGCCACCGGAUCGCGUCGCACCAGGAAGAGCUAAAGGAGCACAAGCGCAGCGUCGACAAGUACCACACCAGGCACGAGCACGAGAGGCAGGCCGAGGCCAAGGUCAGGCGCGACCUGGCCAAGACGGACCGCACCAUCAAGGACAAGGAGAAGCAGAUGGAAGACACGGCAAACGAGCUCGCCCCCGUCCAGGAGACGAUCCGCCUCCUCGACAACCAGCGCCAGAAGAACGAAGCCGUGCUCGCCGGCCUCGCGAAGAAGCGCGACGCGGAAGCCCAGCACGUGCAAAAGGUCAACAAGGAUCUCCAUCUCGUGCAGAGGGCGGAGAAGAAGUGGGAAGACGACUUCAGAGCUGCCUCUCAAACACAGGGCCGCGAGCUGUCCCGGCAAGAUCUCGAAGAGUACAACCGGCUGCGCGGCGACGUCGUCAAGCGCACCCACGCCGACCAGAUGCAGAUUGACCGCCUGAAGCGCGAAGUCGACACGGACCGCGACCACGUCAGGAACCUACAGCAGAGCGUCGGCACCCACGAAAAAGCCGUCGAGCGACUGGCCGCCCACCUCACCCGUCUCCAGGAUGACCAGAAGGCGCACAAGUCGCAGAUCAAGGAGCUCGAGGCUGCCAGGAGUGCAAAGCAGAAGGAGCUCGACAGGCUGCGCUCCGACCGCCGACAGCUGGAGCUGGCCUACCAAGAGAAGAACCAGAUGCUGCAGGAGUCGGCCACACAGCUCAGCAUCGUCGAAGGCAGCAGGCGCGAGUCGCGCAAACAGCAGGAGGCCCGCAAGGCCAUUGACCGACUGCGCGUGCGGCUGGGCGCCGAAAAGGUCCAUGGCCGGUACCGAGAUCUCUUCUCCGCAAAGCAGGCCAAGUUCCGCAAGGCUUUGGGCCGAGUCUUUGGUCCGCAGAUGGAGACGGUCAUUGUCGACACCGAGGCCACGGCAAAGGAGUGCAUCGCAUACCUGAAGCAGGAGCGCAUCGGCAUCAUGUCCUUUGACCCGCUCGACUCGAUCCAGAUCAAGGCCGUCGACCCGCAGCUGAAGGGCACCCACAAGGGCAUGCGCUUGGCCAUUGACUGCAUCAACUACGAGCCAAAGCACGAGCGCGCAAUGACGGCAGCGUGCGGCAGCACCAUGGUCUGCGACACCGAGAAGAUCGCCAAGGAGCUGAGAUACGAGCGCCGCGUGCAAGCAAAGGCCGUUACCCUCGACGGCCGCGUCAUCAGCAAGGGCGGCACCCAGACGGGUGGUGAGCUUGACCGCGACGACGACGGGGGCGAACAGUCGUGGGACGACAAGUCCUACCAGACGCUUCGCGACCGCGUCGACUCACUGCAGAAGGAGCUUGCCAAUCUGCCCAAGCUCGAGAGCUCACGGCAACAAGAGCAGACCAUUGAGGCCGAGCUGCUCGACCUGACCGACCAAGUCGGACGCGCACAGGACGAGGCCAACGCUCUUGCUCGCAACAUUGACAGUCUGAGGAAGGAGCUCGCCCACCACGAGAGCGAGCUCAGGGGUGUGCGGCCCAACUUUGAUCAGCAGACGCAGCGGCUGCGAAACAGCGAGGACGAGCUGAAGGGCUUCCAGGACUCUGUCAACCAAGUCACCGACGGCAUCUUUGCUGCCUUUUGCCAGAGACUCGGCUACGCGUCGAUACGAGACUACGAAGACCAGCAGGGCACCGUCCAGCAGGAGGCUGCCGAGCAGCGCCUGGACUUUACCCGUCAGCGCAGCAAGCUCUCCUUCCUCCUGAAGCAGCUCGAGGCCUCGCUCCGCGGUCUCGAGGACCGUCUCUCGGCCGCCGAGGAGAAGAUCAGGCGCAUCGACGAGCAGCUCGCCGAGCAGCAGGACAAGCAACAAGAGCUGCAGAGCUCCAUGGACGUGCUGCAAGCCGAGCUGGAGGAGCUCCAGGAGAAGCGCGAGUCUCUCGAGGCGAAGCUGACAGAGCGCGCCCUCGCAGUCCGGGAGGCCCGCCGCACUCUCGACCACCGCAACGAAAAGCGAAGAGGCCAAGAUCAAAGCCAGCGCGACGAACCGCUACAACACGCUCAAGGAGUGCAGAGUGAACGAGAUCAAGAUCCCCCUCGCCUCGCACUCGAGCCCGCUCACCUCGCUCCCCAUGACGGACCUCGCCCGCCCAGGCGCAGACACCAUGGACGUGGACGACGACCCGGACGGCACGCAGAUCCACCAGCCCGAGAUUGA